AUGGAUGUGGCGUGGCUGACCCCAUCUUACUGGACCACUUUCACCAUUACAUUAUCCUCAAGCGCCCAUAUGCCCCCAUUUCCUUCCUCUAACCUUUCUUUCAUCACCAUGACGAUGCAUAUUACAUCAUCUCACUCAGCUACAACCUAUUCUUCAUACAAAGGAAAGCCCAAGGGACAAACAUGGGCCUUGGGCCUUGGGCCACUAUAUCACAAAGGUUCGGGGUACAAGGAAACAGAUAAUGUUCUGGUAGAUUAUAAGAGUGUGUGGAGUGUGGACCCUUCGCAUAAAGAUGCAAGUGGUGUGGUGGUUUUGGGGAUAAUGAAUGAUGAUACAUGGAGACGGUUGAUUCCAGAUAUGCAUGGAGACAGUCCCCUUGUUGGUCACUUGGUGGUGUGUGCUUUCCUUGGUCGAGCCUUGUAUCAAUCAACCAGAAUGGACAAGGAAGUGGAGCUUGGUUCCCUUGAAGGUGAAGUUUCUACCCAAGACAUUUCGCAACCGGAGAGGCGCAAGGGUGGUCUUGUUACCAUGCCUUUCAUCAUUGCAAAUGAGGCACUUGCGAGUGUGGCAAGAUUGGGCCUUCUGCCUAACAUGAUACAGUACUUGAUGGGGAGCUACAAGCUUCACCUUGCCAAAGCAACCAAGAUACUUCUCUUGUCCUCUGCUAGCAGCAAUUUCACCCCCGUGGUGGGUGCUUUCAUUGCUGAUUCUUAUCUGGGUCGAUUCCUCGCUGUUGCCCUUGGUUCUGCCAUCACUUUUCUGGGAAUGACGCUGCUGUGGUUAACAGCUAUGAUCCCACAGGCACGGCCUCCCCCUUGCAGCCAUGAAGCUGAAGGCUGUAAAUCGGCAACAGGAGGGCAAAUGGCAAUCUUAAUAUCGGCCCUUGCACUCAUGUCUAUUGGAAAUGGUGGUCUUUCAUGCUCCAUGGCAUUCGGAGCAGACCAGUUCAACAGAAAAGAUAACCCCAACAACCGAAAGGUUUUGGAAACAUUCUUCAGCUGGUAUUACGCCUCUGCUGCUAUUUCUGUCAUCAUUGCACUCACUGCAAUAGUUUACAUCCAAGAUCAUGUUGGAUGGAAAGUGGGUUAUGGAGUUCCAGCAGCACUUAUGCUUUUAUCUGCCGUCUUCUUCAUCCUUGCCUCUCCACUUUAUGUAAAGAAUAAAGUACAAUCCAGCUUGUUCACUGGAUUUGCACAAGUGAUUGUUGUUGGCUACAAGAACAGAAAACUUCCAUUACCACCUAUGAACUCCCCUGAACUUUACCAUCGUAAGAAGGACUCAGAACUUCUUGUUCCAACUGAUAAACUAAGGUUUCUCAAUAAAGCUUGUAUUAUAAAAAAUCCGGAACUAGAUAUAGCCUCUGAUGGUUCAGCGUCAAAUCCAUGGAGACUCUGCACAGUAGAUCAAGUAGAGGAGCUUAAAGCCAUUAUUAAAGUAAUUCCCUUGUGGUCUACAGGGAUCAUGAUGUCAGUUAACAUUGGAGGUUCAUUUGGAUUACUCCAAGCUAAAUCCCUGGACAGACAUAUCACCUCACACUUUCAAGUGCCACCAGGCUCUUUCAGUGUAAUCUUGGUGCUUUCAAUAUUUGUAUGGAUAGCAAUGUAUGACCGAGUCAUUCUUCCUCUAGCAUCAAGGUUAAGAGGGAAACCAGUUAGGAUAAGUGCAAAGAGAAGAAUGGGACUUGGUUUGCUUUUCUCUUUUAUCCACCUAAUAGUUUCAGGUAUUGUUGAGACUACAAGGCGAAAAAGAGCAAUCGAGGAGGGAUAUCUUAAUAAUGGCCAUGCAAUGUUGCACAUGUCUGCACUAUGGAUUUUCCCACAACUUAUCUUGGGUGGCAUUGCUGAAGCAUUCAAUGCAAUAGGCCAAAAUGAGUUUUAUUACACAGAGUUUCCUAAGAGUAUGUCCAGCGUCGCUGUUUCCCUUUCUGGACUGGCAAUGGCUGCAGGAAACUUGGUAUCUACUUUUGUAUUCAGUGUGAUACAAAGCGUUACUUCAAGUGGGGGAAAACAGGGUUGGAUUUCAGAUAAUAUUAACAAGGGUCGUUUUGACAAGUACUACUGGGUUCUUUCUGGACUUAGUGCUCUUAAUAUAAUGUAUUACCUAUUAUGCAGUUGGGCUUAUGGACCUACCGUUGAUGAAAUUCGUAAGUUAGGUGAAGCAAAUGGCUCAAAGGACACUGGAUUUAGGAAUGGGGAUGAGGUUGAGAAAGAGUUCAACAUCAGUAAAGAAAAUGGCUCAAAGGAGGAAGUGUUUAACAGUUGA
Messenger RNA from Sphenostylis stenocarpa, 2262 nucleotides. The record is from the annotation of a GenBank genome assembly. Lineage: Eukaryota; Viridiplantae; Streptophyta; Magnoliopsida; Fabales; Fabaceae.